This is a messenger RNA of Diospyros lotus (date-plum), 2351 nucleotides long. RefSeq names its product protein SEEDLING PLASTID DEVELOPMENT 1. Gene Ontology annotation, molecular function: nucleic acid binding; ATP hydrolysis activity. Lineage: Eukaryota; Viridiplantae; Streptophyta; Magnoliopsida; Ericales; Ebenaceae. The record is from RefSeq and is a predicted model, not a curated record. The coding region runs from base 98 to 2083 and encodes 661 amino acids. The transcript has 9 exons.
AAAAUCUAAAAUUUAGUCUGAUUCUGAGUUUACAAAUCAAAAACAGUAUCUUUCUCUGGGUGGCAAUUGUCAAACGCUAAAGCGGCCGCCAAACCAAAUGCUCACGUAUCAUGUGCUCCACAUCUCUCCUCUACAGCGCCCUGAACCCCAUCGUCACUUCACACUUCCCACAUUCAACUCCAGAAACCCAUCAAAGUUCCUCCACUCCACGCCCCUUGAAUCUCAUCAUUAUGCCAAGAGAACACGUUGCGAUUCAAGGUUGUUUCUGGGUUCUUCGUGUUCGAAUUCACCGGUCCCGUUCUCUCCCGAAGAUGACAUCGACGUUGAAUUGGGAAGGUUGUUGGCGCUGUUGCCGUCGGAGAUGUGCCGGAGAAUCAGCGAGCAUUCAGAGCUCCACCAGUUGAUUGAAGUGGUUAUGGAUCUGGGUCGCGAGCCUUUGGCUCGGUUUCCGUCGGGAGACUUCGUUUUGUCGGAUCAUCCUAUCACAGUGGACGACCUUGGACGUGCUACUUCAAUGGUUGGUGAUUUUGCCAUUGAUAAUCGAGCAGGCAUUAGCAGAACCUUACACCGUAUUAGUGCUAUAAGAAAUCGCAAGGGUGCAAUUAUUGGUUUAACUUGUCGUGUUGGUCGAGCUGUACCAGGAAGUGCCAAUUUGUUGCGGGAUUUGGUUAAAGAUGGGGCUUCUUUGUUGCUUAUUGGACCUCCAGGAGUAGGCAAAACAACAAUCAUCAGGGACAUUGCUCGGAUGCUUGCAAAUGAUUAUAAGAGACGUGUGAUGAUUGUUGACACUUCAAAUGAAAUAGGAGGUGAUGGUGACAUACCUCAUGCUGGAAUUGGUAAUGCUCGCCGGAUGCAAGUCCCUCACGCUGAUAUGCAACAUGAGGUGUUGAUUGAAGCAGUUGAAAACCAUAUGCCACAAGUGAUUGUAAUUGAUGAAAUAAGCACAAAACUUGAAGCGAUGACUGCAAGUACAAUUGCACAACGUGGAAUUCAGCUAGUUGCCUCUGCUCAUGGAGUAACAAUAGAGAAUUUAAUAAUGAAUCCUUCACUGGAGAUGCUCGUUGGAGGGAUACAGAGUGUGACACUAGGGGAUGAAGAGGCAAGUCGGAGGAGAGUUCAGAAAACUGUGCUGGAGAGGAAGGGACCAUCAACUUUUAGUUGUGGUGUGGAGAUAGUUUCAAAGAAUGAGCUGCGAGUCCAUCGUUACUUAGAAGCAACGGUGGAUGCUAUUCUUUCUGGCCGCUCUCCGUUCUUUGAAGUACGCAAGAUAAACCAGGGAUCAGAAGAUGGAACUGUUGAAAACAAACCUCCCGUUGAUGAUUCUCUGAAUCAGGAAAAUAAAAGUGCGAUUGAAGAUAUUCAACAAAUGAAUGAUGAGGGUCCUAGUCAUAAUGAAUUCACUUCUGAAAUACCUCAAAUCAUGCAAGAAGAUUUGUAUGAAGAUGGCGCCCCUCUUCGCUUGUUUAUUUAUGGGAUCCUGGAAACAAGUGUGAUGCAAGGGAUUAAACAACUAAAGAUGGAUGAUGAGAUCAAAAUUACCGAUAACAUCAGUGAAGCAGAUGCACUACUUGCCUUGCAAUCCAAGCUCAAGAAGAAUUCUCGAAUUCAAGCUGCAGCUAGAUCUCAUGGCAUACCAAUUUAUGUCACAAAGACAAGUUCAUUAACACAGUUAACAAAAGCCAUGCGGGCAUUAAUUGCCGACAGGGCAGAUGGUUUCAAGGAUUAUGAGUCAGAAGAUAAAAUAAACGUCUCUGAGAAGAUUGAUGCCUUGGAGGAGGCCAGGGUAGCCAUUGAGAAAGUAGUAAUUCCAAAGGGGGAACCCGUGGAGUUACUCCCUAGGCCAUCCAACAUCCUGUUGCUUCAGAAGGACCUCGCCCGUAAGUACAACUUAAAAUCGGUGAGAGUUGGUACAGAGCCAGACAUACGGCUCCGUAUCCUUCCAUUGCAGACUAUGGAGGAUGAAGACAGCCGUGACAGUGAUAGAGUUGAUGCCUGUAGGGCGUUUGAUGACUUAUUCAGGCCCAGUGCCGAAACAAAUGGCUCGACCUUCGUUGUUGAUAGAUUGCCCCUCCUGCCUGAUUAGUGAGUGUAUGCUCUCUAUAUCUCAUAGUGAUUCAGAAUAGCUAUUUGUGGAACUCUUGCCUGUGUUGAUGCUAAUCUGCUAUCCUUCAUACUCCAUAUGGCUGUGUCCAUCUCUUUCCUAUUACAGGAAACUACUGUAAAUCUGUAUAGUCUUCUGUAGAGAAAAUACUGCUGCAACCUUUUAGCUAGAAAUUGAAAUAACCAGUACAUUUACAAGUCUUGAAUUUAUUUUGUUGUGAUUUGUUGCUAUUGGGAGAAUGCAAUUGAUG